AUGGCAGCAAAAUCCGAUGGCGUGGGGGUCGUUACCGGUUUCGCCCAGCUGCACAACCUGGACGAGGCAACCGGCGACGAGGAGCCGCUGGACAGCGCGGCCAUACACAUCUGCCACUGCUGCAACUCGUCGUCGUGCUACUGGGGCUGCCGGAGCGCGUGUCUGCAGCCGCUGCUGGGCGAGCGGGACCGGCCGCAGCAUCAGCAGCAGCAUCAGCCCGAGGAGCGCCUGUGGCUGGACUGCCUCUGGAUCAUCGUCGCGCUGCUCGUCUUUUUCUGGGACGUCGGCACGGAUUUACUGCUGGCUCUGGAUUACUACUCCAAGCGGGACUAUCUGUGGUUCGGGCUCACGCUGUUCUUCGUGCUGGUCCCGUCGGUGCUGGUCCAGAUCCUCAGCUUCAGGUGGUUCGUCCAGGAUUACACCGGCGGUGGGCUCGGGGCCGUGGAGGGGCUCAGCAGGAAAGCCACGGCCGACCUGAGCUCGCGGAUCUACGGCAGGGACCGGUGCUGUGUGAUCUCCAUAUGGAUCUGGCACGCGUGUGUGCACGUCCUUCAGAUGGGACAGGUGUGGAGGUAUAUCCGCACCAUGUACCUGGGCAUCCAGAGCCGGCGGCAGAAGGAGCACAGGCGGCGAUUCUACUGGGCCAUGAUGUACGAGUACGCUGACGUCAACAUGCUGCGUCUGCUCGAGACCUUUCUGGAAAGUGCCCCCCAACUGGUGCUACAACUCUGUAUAAUGAUCCAGAAGAACCGGGCCGAGACCCUGCAGUGUGUCUCCUCGGUUGCCUCCCUGCUCUCUCUGGCCUGGGUCCUGGCUUCAUACCACAAGCUCUUGCGUGACUCCAGAGAUGAUAAAAAAAGCAUGAGCUACAGGGGCGCUCUGAUCCACAUCUUCUGGAGGCUCUUCACCAUAUCCUCACGGGUGCUUUCCUUCGCUCUCUUUGCCUCCAUCUUCCACAUCUACUUCGGCAUCUUCGUAGUCGUGCACUGGUGCGCAAUGGCGUUCUGGAUCGUACACGGAGGCACGGAUUUCUGCAUGUCCAAAUGGGAGGAGGUGCUCUUCAACAUGGUGGUGGGCAUAGUCUACAUCUUCUGCUGGUUCAACGUGAAGGAGGGGCGAACCCGCUACCGCAUGGUCAUCUACUACUUUGUGGUGCUUGCCGAAAACACGGUGCUUACUUGCCUGUGGUACGCCUACCGAGACCCAAUCACCACUGACUCCUAUGCAGUGCCGGUGCUCUGCGGAGUUUACCUAACCUUCGCCUCAGGGGUGGUUUUCAUGGGCAUCUACUAUGGGUUCCUUCAUCCCAUGGGACCUAAAAUAAGGGUGCUAGCUAGCUCCUGUUGUGCUGAGCUUCUUUGGGGACUUCCGUUACCCCCCGAAGCUGAGCCUAUGGCGCCCACUCCUGGUCCUCGGGCGUCCCAACCUACUCCCAGUCGGGCUUCCAUGGUGGACGACACCACAAUGGACACCUGUCUGCCUGUAUUUCAGGUGCGCUCGCCCGAACCCACUACUCCCUUGGGCCGAUACCGGCCGGAGGGACCUCUGAUUAAAAUCGACAUGCCCAGAAAACGCUACCCAGCAUGGGACGCGCACUUUGUGGACAGACGGUUAAGAAGGACGAUAAAUAUCCUCCAGUUCAUCACACCGGCGACUGUCGGGAUCAGGUACAGGGACGGCCCGCUGCUCUACGAGCUCCUGCAGUACGAAUCGUCCCUGUGA
Molecule: messenger RNA, 1722 nt
Organism: Danio aesculapii
Lineage: Eukaryota; Metazoa; Chordata; Actinopteri; Cypriniformes; Danionidae
Gene: xkr6a
Product: XK, Kell blood group complex subunit-related family, member 6a
Exons: 3
Coding region: 1-1722 (573 amino acids)
Biological process (GO): phosphatidylserine exposure on apoptotic cell surface; apoptotic process involved in development; engulfment of apoptotic cell
Cellular component (GO): plasma membrane
Source: RefSeq, a predicted model, not a curated record